This is a messenger RNA of Populus euphratica (Euphrates poplar), 818 nucleotides long. RefSeq lists its product as uncharacterized. Lineage: Eukaryota; Viridiplantae; Streptophyta; Magnoliopsida; Malpighiales; Salicaceae. Bases 144 to 683 code for a protein of 179 amino acids. The transcript is spliced from 2 exons. The record is from RefSeq and is a predicted model, not a curated record.
CCUACAUCACAAGUAGUCUAAACCAAUCCAUUCCACACCAUGAAUAAGGCAUUCUAAGCUGUCUUGUCCCAUCCUUUGUACUGAUCACCAGGCCCCAUUUUCAAGACCUUCUAGCUCACCAGGCCACCAUUGGCAAAGUCUUUAUGGUCUCCAUCCCCCCCCGCAAUACAAGUCCAACAAUCAAAAUGAAUGGUUAUUCCAAGAUCAAAAUCUUUGGCGCUGCCAAUUCAAGAUCCAUAGACUUCUCAGAUCCUUCCUUGGCAUUUCCUGAGCCCGCAAAAUCCAACACAAGCACCUUCCUCGAGCACCAGGAAAGCGAAACCAAGAUCAUAAACCAGGACAUCAACACCAUGAACGUAAUUCGUUCUGGCACCACCUCCGCCACCACUCAAGAUUCACUCUCAGUUUUUGAAGAUGAUCAAGAAAACGAUGUUGAGGAGAGGCUUAGCAUGAAGCUGCGGAGGAACCCUUCGGUUUCUUCAUCAGCUUCUGCAGUGAAGAAAGCAUUCUCCAUGAGAAGAUCUACUUCGGUGUCAGAAGGGUAUUGCAGGAUCCAUAACCAAUCUAUGACAUCUGCAUCACCCAUCCAUGAUGAAGAUGAUACUUUGGACACAAUGAAGUCAACAAGAUCUGUGAAGAAAAAACAUAGCAGAGGCAGGAUCCUCGGAGCGUUAAAAUUUUGAAUGCUGUAACUGUUGGAGAUACUGAAGUAGCAUAUUUCAUCUAUUAAAUUAAGCUACAUGGUUGAUUCAUAUUUUUGUUCUCUACAAUCCAUUUGGAGUAAGCAAUGAAUUUUAUUUUUUCUGGAGUUCCAAAAA